UUGGGCGGUGUGUGUGUGUAUAUAAGCAGCAGACGGACCGUCACACUCCAGUACGAACCCUCCAGCAUGUUGUGUCCCAGCGUCUUCCAGCAGUCCCCCUUCACGAUGCGGCCUCUCCUGGACCGGACCUGGCCCGUCCGCAGCCUGUGGCCCGAGACCCGCCCGCUCCUCCACCUGGUGGAGCAGGAGGUGAUGCGCCACCUGCUGGAGAUGAAGCAGAGCAUGGAGCACAUGGAGAGGCUUCACCAGAGGAUCUUCGAGGAGCUCGACCGGACCUGCUCCCAGUCCUGGUCCCAGACCUGGUCCCAGAGGGGGCCCUUCCAGCCCAUCACGGUCCAGGAGCUGGGGAGUGUCGGUGGCGGCUUCGCCCUCAGUCUGGACACGGAGGCGUUCUCCCCGGAGGAGCUGUCCGUCAAACAGGUGGGCAGGAAGCUGAGGGUCAGCGGCCGGACGGAGAGCAAGCAGGAGGACGCCUCCUCCACCUGCUCCUCCUCCUCCACCUCCUCCACCCCCACCUCCUCCUCCUCCUCCUUCAGGUGUGAGGAGUUCAGGCAGGAGUUCCAGCUGCCGGACGGCGUCGACCACGAGGCCGUCACCUGCUCGCUGGUGGGGGGGCGGCUGCAGAUCUUGGCCCCCCCACGGGAGAGAGCACUGCAUGAUGGGAAGGAGAGGCUGGUACCCAUCAGCCUCACCGCGGCCCCAGCCAUCACCUCCUCCACCUCCACCUCCUUGUCAGAGAGCAGCCCUGCUGAGAAGAACUGA
This is a messenger RNA of Anoplopoma fimbria (sablefish), 762 nucleotides long. RefSeq names its product heat shock protein beta-11-like. The record is from RefSeq and is a predicted model, not a curated record. NCBI's taxonomy places the organism in Eukaryota, Metazoa, Chordata, Actinopteri, Perciformes, Anoplopomatidae. Gene Ontology annotation, molecular function: protein folding chaperone. Gene Ontology annotation, biological process: response to heat; protein refolding. The transcript has a single exon. Bases 67 to 762 code for a protein of 231 amino acids.